Molecule: messenger RNA, 1632 nt
Organism: Arxiozyma heterogenica
Lineage: Eukaryota; Fungi; Ascomycota; Saccharomycetes; Saccharomycetales; Saccharomycetaceae
Gene: PCS60
Product: Pcs60p
Exons: 1
Coding region: 1-1632 (543 amino acids)
Biological process (GO): fatty acid metabolic process
Molecular function (GO): medium-chain fatty acid-CoA ligase activity
Source: RefSeq, a predicted model, not a curated record
AUGGUUGCUUUAGGUGCUACAAAUACUGCUUCUUUUAACGACACUUUCCGCGUCUCUGACAAUGUUGCUGUUGUUAUUCCAGAGACCAAUGUUCAAGUCACAUACCGUGAGCUAUCUAGCAUGGUAGGUCAUUUUCAAACAUUAUUUAAUGAUUCCACCUCCCCCUUAUUCAAUGUUGUUGGUAGACAAUCUACUGUAGCAAUAUCAAUGCCAAACUCUCUAGAAUUUGUAGUUGCCUUCUUAGGAGCUACCAUGGAUGCAAAGAUUGGUGCACCUUUAAAUCCGAAAUAUAAGGAAAAGGAAUUCAAUUUUUAUUUGAAUGAUCUAAAGUCCCGUGUUAUUAUUGUUCCCAAGGGUACAGUAAAUCAAAAGGUGACUCCAGAAAUUAUCAAAUCUGCUUUAAAUUUCCAAUGUUUUGUUGUUGAACUAUAUUUUAGUCUUGAAAGAUUUACCGUGGAAUAUGAUGUGUACACGUCUAGGGAUAACUAUUCAAAGAGAAUCUAUACAUCGAAGAAUAGGCCAAAAUUCAUUAAUCAUGAUCCAUCUCGGUUUCCAGGAUUUGCUCGUUCCAGUGACACAGCAUUAAUUUUACAUACUAGUGGCACAACAUCUUUACCAAAGACAGUUCCUUUAUUACAUUUGAAUAUUGUUCGCAGUACUUUGAACAUUUGUAAAACUUACAAAUUGACUGAAAACGAUCGUUCAUAUGUGGUCAUGCCUUUAUUUCAUGUUCAUGGAUUAAUUGGUGUUCUAUUAUCCUCAUUCCGUGUUCAAGGAUCCGUGGUGAUCCCGCCAAGUUUCUCACCAAAAGUGUUCUGGUCUCAUUUUGUCAACACCAAUUGUAAUUGGUUCAGCUGUGUGCCCACGAUUAGUAUGAUUAUGUUGAAUGUUCCUAAACCGGAUCCAUUUCCAGAGAUUAGAUUUAUCAGAUCAUGUUCCUCGGCUUUGGCUCCUGCUGUUUUUCACAAGUUGGAGAAGGAAUUUCAAGCUCCUGUCCUUGAGGCGUAUGCAAUGACUGAAGCAGCACACCAAAUGACAUCUAAUAAUUUGCCACCUGGCAAACGUAAACCAGGUACCGUUGGACAACCACAGGGUGUGGAGGUAGUGAUCUUGGAUGAAAAGGAUAAUGUUUUGCCUCAGGGGUCUAUCGGAGAGGUGUCUAUCCGUGGUGAAAACGUCACUCUUGGCUAUAAGAAUAAUGAAAAGGCAAAUAAAGAGAAUUUCACCAAAAGAUUCAACUAUUUCAGGACCGGAGACCAAGGGUAUUUCGAUUCUGAAGGUUUCCUGGUGUUAACUGGUCGUAUCAAAGAAUUGAUCAAUAGAGGAGGUGAGAAGAUUUCGCCUAUCGAAUUAGAUAGUGUUAUGUUGUCUCAUCCAAAUGUUGACGAAGCCGUUUCCUUUGGUGUUGAAGAUGAUGUGUAUGGUCAAGUGGUGCAUGCUGCAGUAGUGUUGAAGCCAAAUACAAGUCUGAAUUAUCAAGAGUUGACCCAAUUCAUGAGUGAUAAAGUGGCUAAAUUUAAGAUUCCUGUUAAGAUCUAUUUUGUUGACAAAUUGCCAAAGACUGCUACCGGGAAGAUUCAAAGACGUAUUAUUGCACAAGCUUUCAGUGAAUCCAAGAAAAGUAAACUAUAA